UCCUUCUCCUCCACUUCCCCUUCCCUUCCCCUCCCCUCCCCUCCACUUCCUUCAAUUCUUCUUCUCCAAAAACCAGAACCCUUCUUCUUCUUCUUCUUUUUAUUUAUUUUAUUUAUUUUAUUUUUUAUUUUUUUAAAUUCUGCUUUCUUUCUUAUAAAUUACAAGUAUGUCUUUGGGGAAGAGGUCACGUGCUCCCAUCAGAAAAACGCCGAGCAUGACUGAGAUCACCUUCGAUCUGGGUGGUACUGGUUCCGCCGCCGAACAAUUCCCCCCAUCUCUCGGUUAUCCAACUAACACCCAAAUAUCAGGAUACCAACAAAUGGUUUCCCCAAGAAAUUUCAGAAGGCAUUCAGUUGAUCUACAAGAAAAUGCUAAUUUCCUCAGAGCUUGUUCUCUUUGCUCUCGCCCUCUUGUUCCUGGUCGAGAUAUUUACAUGUACAGGGGAGACAGGGGAUUCUGUAGCGAUGAAUGUAGGCAAAAGCAAAUGAAGCAAGAUGAGAGAAUGGAGAAGUGCAGUUUAGCAACAAAGAAAGCGGCAGCAGUGGGUGUAGCGGUGGUAUCUACAUCGGCUGGUGUUCCACCUCAGAUCUCCGGGAAGGGUGAAACCGUAGCUGCUUCAUAGUGUUGUUGUAUUGUACCUCUCUAUCUAUGUUCUUCCAAGUGAUAUUAUUCCCUGAAAAAAUUCAUCCCUAUUUUCCAAAAGUAUUUUAUUUUUCUUUCUUUUAUUAUUGGGAAUGGAAAUGGGAUUAAUUCCUUUCAACAAAUUAAAAAAAAAAAAAGAAAAAGAAAAAGAAAAAAAAAGGAUCGAUUUUUGAUA
This is a messenger RNA of Cucumis sativus (cucumber), 817 nucleotides long. Its product is annotated as FCS-Like Zinc finger 6. The transcript has 2 exons. The coding region runs from base 167 to 622 and encodes 151 amino acids. The record is from RefSeq and is a predicted model, not a curated record. NCBI's taxonomy places the organism in Eukaryota, Viridiplantae, Streptophyta, Magnoliopsida, Cucurbitales, Cucurbitaceae.